Molecule: messenger RNA, 3631 nt
Organism: Rhineura floridana
Lineage: Eukaryota; Metazoa; Chordata; Lepidosauria; Squamata; Rhineuridae
Gene: ACVR1B
Product: activin A receptor type 1B
Exons: 9
Coding region: 216-1742 (508 amino acids)
Biological process (GO): nervous system development; activin receptor signaling pathway; protein phosphorylation
Cellular component (GO): plasma membrane; activin receptor complex
Molecular function (GO): activin binding; ATP binding; activin receptor activity, type I
Source: RefSeq, a predicted model, not a curated record
CAAUUUCCUCCUACUAAUCCCUCUCCUUUAAGGCCAAGAGCCUCCUCCCCUUUAAGCGGGGCUGGUGCUUUCCCUGUAGGUCUCGCUCGGGCGCUCCUCUUGUGUCUGAUUUGUCUCGCGCCGUCGUUGUUGCUCCUGCCGUAUCGUCCGAUCACCGCGCGAGUUAGGGCGAAAACGAGGCUGCUGCCGUUGGUCGCAGCCGCGAGGCCGUUACCAUGGCGGGGGGUUCGGCUCGUGGUGCUUCCCGUCUCUUCCCGCAGCCCGUUGGGCUGGCGCUGCUGGUGCUGGUGUUCGGGGGCCACCGGGGGGCUCAAGCUUUAUUGUGUGAGUGCAAUGAUUGCAACCAAGACAACACCACAUGUGAAACGGAUGGCGCCUGCAUGGUCUCAAUAACAAAUGUGAAUGGACUGAUGCAUCAUGUCCGAACCUGUAUCCCUAAAGCAAAGCUGAUUCCUGCUGGAAAACCCUUCUUCUGCCUGAGUUCAGAAGAUGUGCGCAACACCCAUUGCUGCUACUCUGACUACUGUAACAAAAUUGAUCCUAUAGUACCCAGUGGACAUCGGAAAGAUGAUGCUACUCCUUCCGGCUGGGGACCUGUGGAGCUUGUGGCUGUGAUUGCAGGCCCGGUCUUCCUUGUGUUUGUCAUCAUGAUCAUAGUGGUUUUUGUCUUUCACCAUCACCAGCGAGUAUACCACAAUCGUCAGCGGCUGGACAUGGAGGAUCCAUCUUGUGAGAUGUGCCUGUCCAAGGACAAAACUCUUCAAGAUCUAGUAUAUGAUCUGUCUACCUCUGGCUCUGGCUCAGGUUUGCCACUCUUUGUCCAGCGCACUGUGGCUCGAACAAUUGUCCUGCAGGAAAUAAUUGGAAAGGGUCGCUUUGGGGAAGUGUGGCGUGGUCGGUGGCGUGGUGGCGAUGUAGCUGUGAAAAUCUUUUCUUCGCGGGAAGAACGAUCCUGGUUCAGGGAAGCUGAGAUCUACCAAACUGUCAUGUUGCGACAUGAGAAUAUUUUGGGGUUUAUUGCUGCAGACAACAAAGAUAAUGGCACCUGGACCCAGUUGUGGUUGGUCUCUGAUUACCAUGAGCAUGGCUCUCUGUUUGAUUACCUCAACCGAUACACUGUAACUAUUGAAGGGAUGAUUAAAUUGGCUCUGUCUGCUGCCAGUGGACUAGCACAUCUGCACAUGGAAAUUGUGGGGACCCAAGGAAAACCUGGGAUUGCACACCGGGACUUGAAAUCCAAGAAUAUAUUAGUGAAGAAGAACGGAACUUGUGCCAUUGCAGACCUGGGCCUGGCUGUCCGCCAUGAUUCUGUUACUGAUACAAUUGACAUAGCCCCUAAUCAGAGGGUUGGAACAAAACGCUACAUGGCCCCAGAGGUUCUCGAUGAAACGAUUAACAUGAAGCAUUUUGAUUCAUUUAAAUGUGCAGAUAUCUACGCCUUGGGCCUAGUUUAUUGGGAAAUUGCUCGGAGAUGCAACUCAGGAGGCAUCCAUGAAGAAUAUCAGCUCCCGUACUAUGAUCUUGUGCCAUCCGAUCCCUCCAUCGAAGAAAUGAGGAAGGUUGUAUGUGACCAGAAGCUGCGACCUAACAUUCCCAACUGGUGGCAGAGUUACGAGGCUUUGCGAGUAAUGGGGAAAAUGAUGCGAGAAUGCUGGUAUGCUAACGGAGCAGCACGACUAACAGCUUUGCGCAUCAAGAAAACUCUCUCUCAGCUCAGUGUCCAGGAAGAUGUGAAAAUUUAAUUUGCAAGCCCCAUCCUAAGGAAGCUGCACAAAGCUGCCACGCUAGCAUUGAUAUGCGGUGGAUGAGGUCUACCUCGUAUUUCUACAUGUCCUGCUGCUAUCAACUGGACAACUUGGCCUGCAGGUGGUUAAGUGAGGAAGGUGGACUUUCAUAGACUUAGCUCCCUUCCUGGUUAAGGAGUGAAACUCACCUUUUCUAAUCCCCUCCUGAAAGCAGAAGGAUGGGCUUGUAUAGAGAGAUGUUGGCCACAACUGUAACCUGUUGUUUCUCUGAAGGAAAUCCCUGAACAUUCUAGUGACAUGCUUGUUGGGGAAGGCCCUGUUGCUUGGGGGAAGUUGUUGAGGACCGACAUGUACACAUAGAAGCUUUGUGUGCUCCCAUGUCCGGCCAUGUAAAGCUCUUGGCCCUUUCCUGGUUUGACAGAUCCUAAGCCAGUGCAGCCAUUAGUUUUCAAUAGUGUGUGCAUGUGCAAAGGUAUGUGUCCCUGUGCCCUUUGGUAUGUAUUAUGUCCGCUUGUGCUCCUGUGCAUGUGCAAAUGUAGAGCGUCCUCUUGUGAAGUGCAGGUGCUAGUGCCCUCUCUAUCCACUAGUUGAUCAUUAUCUAUUUUUCCUCUCACUAGGGAGGGAGUGGGUCUCUGCCCUGCCAGUUUCUAGACCUGCCAGGGCGCUACACAAAUUAUCUUACUGCCAUCCUUCCCCCUCUUUUAAAGGCCAGGAAUAGAUCUUGUGUAUUUUAGAUUCACGUUCCUCCUGUGUUGAUAAUGCUGGGUGGCUUCAAUUGCCUAGCAAACAGACUGAUCUGCAGGAGGAAUAGAUAGCUGAAAUUGGUGCUGCUCCUGGUUAAAGGAAGUAGGGCAAAAUUAGGACUGAGGAAAGAGGCUGACCUUAUAAGAUCAUUGCCCUUCUGUUUCUCAAGAUGCCUGUGGCAGAACAAUUCAAGCAUUAUAAACAUUUCUGUAAUGAAGCAUCUAUGGGGAAAGAAUGCAUUCAGAAGCUUCCCGGGAAGAUUUAUCCCUUAAGGAAUGAUGACUGCAAAACUGAACUUUUUUAUUUAAAAAAAGGGUACCUCUGUGUGUGUGUGUGUGUGUAUGUGUAUAUGUGUAUAUAUAUGUAUAUGGUCUCCCAUAUUCUGGAAAUGACUAUGUGUCACUUGGGAUGGGGUGGGGGGAGAGUUGGGAAUGGAUUAACUGCAUGCAUUUUGUUUCAAUUAAAUGAUCAGGGUGUAAUAAGACUGAUUUGGCUGUCACAUUUGUUUUGGGAAGCAGCCUGAGACUGUAUUGUGAUGCAUAUAAGGCAUUGAAAACUCCAUAGUGUGUGGGUUGGUUGAAUUUUGUGGAAGAUAACUCCUGAAGCCAUAACUUUUAACUGGAGUGGUUUGAUUAAUUUUUUAAAAUUCUUAUUUAAUUGGGAGGGUCGGGAUUUUAACUUUUUUUUACUAUUCUUUAUAAGAGAAGUAAAACUGAUAAUUACCUCUCAUUCUCUUUUUAAAGAAAUCACUGCAAAAAAAAAAAGAAACCUGAAAAAAUACACACAGCUCAAUUUUACACUGGAAAUAUUUCUGCUCAAAUUGUGAGCCCUGACUUCUGAGAGGAGACAUUGUCUCCACGCUGAGACAGGACAUUUUUUAAGAAUAUAAAAUAUUCUGUGUUUUGCUGUUUGUGGGUGCAGGUGUUUGUCUUUGUCUCUUCCUCCCCUUCUCUUGUGCUCAACUGUGUCAGUGUGUCAAGUGGAAGCAUUGUUGCAUUGUGUGUUGGAGUCAAUUUUACAUGCUCCUUUUUUGUUUGAAGCAAACUGUAGCUUUCUCCAGGGCUGUGUUUUGAAAAUCUCAGGCACUUUUACUCAUGGAAGGAUAAGUGGGGUUUGCCCUUUUCAUAAAACUUGCUGCCUUC